Scomber japonicus (chub mackerel) is the source of this 1642-nucleotide messenger RNA. It is a transcript of the gene neu1, whose product is annotated as neuraminidase 1. Gene Ontology annotation, molecular function: exo-alpha-sialidase activity. NCBI's taxonomy places the organism in Eukaryota, Metazoa, Chordata, Actinopteri, Scombriformes, Scombridae. The transcript is spliced from 7 exons. The coding region runs from base 12 to 1202 and encodes 396 amino acids. The record is from RefSeq and is a predicted model, not a curated record. Gene Ontology annotation, biological process: ganglioside catabolic process; oligosaccharide catabolic process. Gene Ontology annotation, cellular component: lysosome; membrane; cytoplasm.
AGUUAAACACGAUGUUUUCAGGACGAGGGUCCAACACGGAAACAGGAAGCCGGUUCUGUGCUGCUCUGUGGUUUCUCCUCUCUGCUCUGGUGUCUCUUGGUGUUUGUCUCCGAGGAUCUGCUCAGAUCGACCCUCUCCUGUACGAGGAGCAGCUGCUGUGGGUGAGUGGAGGCCAGGGGGAGGUGAGCACCUACAGGAUCCCAGUGCUCACCUUCACUCCCAAGGGAAGCCUGCUGGCAUUCGCUGAGGCCAGGAAAGGAUCGUCCAGCGAUGUGGGAGCAAAGUUCCUCGCAAUGCGUCGGUCCACGGACAAAGGAGCCACCUGGUCCCCAACCAGCUUUAUCGUGGAUGACGGAUCGAAGACGGACGGCUUGAACCUGGGCUCGGUUGUAGUUGACGAGGAAGUGGGCUCAGUUAUUCUGAUCUACUCCUACUGCUUCCACCUCUACCAGUGCACCCCCGCCAGCACCAUGAUGGUACAGAGCAUGGACGACGGCCUCAGCUGGAGUCCGCCCAGAAACCUCUCGGUGCAGCUCGGAGUCAAGAAUUUCGCCCCUGGGCCCGGCUUUGGCAUCCAGAAGAAAUACAACCCGGCUAAAGGAAGGCUGGUGGUUUGUGGUCACGGGACUCUGGAGGGCGACGGCGUUUUCUGCAUCCUGAGCGACGACCACGGACGCAAUUGGUACAACGGCGCUGCCCUGAAAAGCAUCCCGUACAACCAGAAGAAGAAAGCGCAGGACUUCAACCCUGAUGAGUGCCAGCCUGUCGAGAUGCCGGACGGCAGCAUCAUCAUUAACGUGCGAAACCAGAACAACUACCACUGCAGGUGUCGGGUGGUGGUGAAGAGCAGCGACGGCGGAAUGACCCUGCCCAUAGAUGACCUGUACUUCGACUACGAGCUGGUGGAUCCUGCGGUGGCGGCUGGAGCCCUGCAGAAAGAGGGAGUGCUCUACUUCACCAACCCCUCCAACGAGCAGCACAGGAUCAACCUAACUCUACGAUGGUCGCUGACCAACGGCACGUCUUGGGAGAAUAAAGCCGUCCAGAUAUGGGCGGGGCCAAGCGGCUACUCCAGCAUGACCUCAUUGGAUAGCGGCUCCACAGAGGACAGGAAGUACAUCUUUGUCAUCUAUGAGAAGGGGCACAAGGAGUAUAUUGAGACGAUCUCAUUCGCCAAGAUGCACCUGUACGGUGGCCGGUAGAGCUCAUAAAUCAGAGAUUCAACCAUUGGAUGUAAAAAGGAAACAAGACGAGGUGGUUUACUCCCUCGACUUUCUCAGGAAGAAAAAAAAAAGAGACUUUUAAAAAGCUCAUUCUAUGGUAUAUAAAAAAACAUGGGAAAAUAUGAUGUGUGGCACUGUGAAACGCCAACUUUUUGUGUUUGGACUCUAAUUAAGAUCUCAUCUUUCUUAUUUUCUCUGCUGUCUGAAAUUCCUGAAGUUGAUGAAAUCACAAGUUUUACGUUUGUUAGUUUGGGAUUUGUAUUUUUGCACAGCCAAAGUAUCUUUUUGGGAGUUUCCUUCUUCCUAGUUAAAAUACAAUAUAUCAUAGCAAGUUUCUGAUAAAAGGAUAAAAGUACACUAGCUUCCAAGUAGCUUAAAGCUUUCAUGUAAAUAUCAGCUGUUUUUGAAGCAGACAACUA